This is a messenger RNA of Bursaphelenchus xylophilus (pine wood nematode), 3349 nucleotides long. Lineage: Eukaryota; Metazoa; Nematoda; Chromadorea; Rhabditida; Aphelenchoididae. The record is from the annotation of a GenBank genome assembly.
AUGGAAGAUGCGGAAAUGGAGAGGGAAGCGCUGUUUACGCAGAAAAUGCAAAUUAAAAUUAUGAUUGGAAUUGCUAUCGCUACUUAUUUGUACUUUGUUAUUUUUACAAUUUCGUUGGCGAUUUACUUCAAGAAAGUCAGAGAGAAGGUAAGCAACUUUUGAAUGUGUCUGUAAUGCAUGUGAUUUUUGAGAUGCGGAGCUUGGUUUUUGAUAAAACAUGGAGCGAAUAAAAAUCAAAAUUUUUUGGCGGUUUACGGAAACAACCGAGUAUUUUUGACCAAGAAAUCCUUGAAAUUCAUCAAGUUUUAUAUUUUUUCAGUUUUUUGGCCGAUAAGUUUGUACAAGGAAAACUGUGUACAAAAAAUUGAAUAAAGUGAGCCUUCGUAGAUACAAAGAAGACUAUAACUAACAAGUUUGUUGGUAUUAUCGAGUCGUUGUACACAACUCUAACUGUAAUUCUUUGUAGUUUUGUUGAGAAUAAAAACAUGCUCUGCAAAAGUUGCCGCAAGAUUGCAUUAUUUUCAUUUGCUACCUUGUUUUCAUACUAUAAAUCUGUUUGCUAAUGAAGGCUAGAAAUUAAAUUGCCACUUGCAAAAUGAAGGAUGAAAAUUGCAAAAAUUAGACAGUACUCUAGUUUGAAAAAGCAGGCGGAGGUUUACGAAAAUCUGAACGUCGCAAAUUGGCCAAGUCUGUUGUUAGUUUUCUGGGAUUUAUUGGUAACAUAAGGCGUUUUCUGGCGUAAAAUUUUUUAUGAUUUUGGCACAACACUGUACUAAAAUUGUCAUAGAUGUUUUAUCACUCUGUCGGGAAAAUAAUGUGGAUUUUCACAAAAUGUCUUGUCUUGUUGCAGGCGAGACUGCAACGAAAUCUCCAGCCGCGGCUAGCUGUCGCAAAGCGAUUUUGUUCGAUUUCAAUGCGCGACGAAUCCAUAUUAUUUUCCCGACAGACUGACCAAAAAGUUCUAAUCUCAAUUUGUACCAUGCUAGGUUAAAAUCUGAGCUACGCACCCUCCGCUAUUCUCCAACGAAUAAUCAUCAUUUCCACAUUUUAGGCAGCGUUUAACUCAAACUUCCAAUUACUCCUCUACCACCUCACAAUUCCCGCUUGGAUAGCUAUGCUAAUCGAAGUGUUUCAAACCACAUUGUACUUUAUCAACGGGUUUUAUUAUGAAAAAUACCUGGAUGGAAUUAGCUGGUCAUGUCUUGACAUUUGUAAGUAAAAAACUGGCGUAUUUUAGAUCAUAUGUUUCAGGUCUUCUCUCGUUCUGCAAUCAUCUUCUUGCUCAAAUUGUCGAACGAGUAAUUGCCACCGUGCUGUUGGCAAAGUACGAAAAAAUUGGCCAAAAAUUUCCAACUAUUGCGCUUUGCAUUAUUAUUGGGCAGGUGGGUGUUUAAAGUUGUUAAUUUUUGAUUACUGAAACGUAGUUUAUUUGGAUUGCUUUAUUUUUGGCAAAGAGUUAGGAGGUUGUUUGCGGAAAUACCAUGAUUGCUAAUUCUGUAGCGUAAUUUUUGGUGUCAAGUGGAAAUGAGUAAAAAAUAGCAAAUAAAUGCCUGGCGAGCAUGCAAAAACUUCCAAGAAACGCGAAAAAAUCUCUGUUUUAAUUAUUGAUUAAAAAAAGGUCGAAGCUCUGCGCAGAGACUACCCUACAACGAAGCUUGAACAUUGCGAAGAUAGGUAAACAGAAUUUGUUUUGCGCCAGAAUAGAGAGAAUAGAGUAUAACAGUACCCUUCCAUAACAACUUUCUUGCCACUUGCCAUUGGUUGAACAGAGGCUUGACUAAAAUUGAGUUCUUAUUUACAAGUGACUUAGUGACUUGCAUCGGGUGCUAUGGCUUUUCGGGUCAAUGAAGCUUUGUAUCGACUAUGUUUGUCUCGAUUUGUCGUUAUAUGCAUGCGGACGCUAUAAGCAGCGUGGUAAAAAGUCAUAAGUUUGGUCUAGGCUUAGGAUAGUUUAUCACAUAUUUUGAGAUAUUUUACAUGUAUUACACUUAUAUAAUCCGGAGAAAACUUACGUAAAGUGUAACAAUUUUUGCUUUUUUCUAUGCUAAAAUAUUAGCUCAGAGUCAAGAAAACGAAGGUUUUCAAUGAUUAAGAUUAGAAAAAAACCAUGUUCAAUGUCUUUGCCAAGUCAUUAUUAAUUUUUUUCAGUACGUCUACGCGGUGAUGACUUUAGUUCUUCUCAUCAUGAUGGAGUUUUACAAGUUUGCUCGAGUCAUCUCCAGUGUCUUGGAAAUUAUACUCAGCCUUCUCGUAAGUAGCUAAUGCCUCGAAAAACCAAAAUAUUAUACAUAAAAUUCAUUAUACAACAUUCAUUUUCAGCUCUACUUCAAGCUUCCCAGCAUCUCCCGCCGCAUUUGUGAGAGCUACAAGGCCCAAAACCAAUAUGCCAUGAAGACACAGAGAGCGUGGAGUGUUCCUCUAACUCUACGGUAUCAAAGUUGCGAGAAUUUGAAAGUGGCGGCACUGACAGCGAGGAUAGUCCUGAUACAAGUCGUUGCGAACAUCGUUACUUUUAUGUUGCAUGGUUACGGACGAACGCUGAUUGUGGAUUCAUUUGAAUGGUUGCUGGUCAUGAAAGCUCUGCAUUGGGUGGUCUAUAUCUCGGUAAGAGGGAAUUUCGGUUAAAAGAAUCUGUCUGUUCGGAAAAUAAUGAACGCCCAGUAUCAAUUCUUCAAAAAUCUUUGGUCUCGCUUUCCAGACACAACCAAGAUAUUCAACGAUAUUUUUGGUCCCGGAGAGUACGCAAAAAGCGAAUAGCGGUCAUUAAAAAAAACAAUUUUUAGCCUUUUUUUAAGUUUUGUGCCUCAAAGACUGUGUUUUUGUGGAAACAUUAUCUUCUACGGUAAAAAUAGGCAUAGAAUUCUUUUAUGCCAAAAAACGCAAAAAAGUGGAACAUUUUUCACAACUUUCAGCCUAAUAAUCUCGAUCGUUUCUGCAAAGUGCCAGUUAGAAGCUUGGUGUCUUUGAAAAAUUUAUACCAAAUUUGAGCCAAGUUUUAUCAAAAUCUGAGCGUCGCAUUGGGGCACUUCCCCUGUCGGUAUUUUACCGGCAACCCAAAAAUCUUGACGUUCCGUUAGACAUGGCUCCUGGGAUGGGCCGGGCCGGCCGACGAGCCAUGUCUAUGUUCCAUACAAAUUUUAUGUAUGUAAAUACAAUUUCUUUUUGAUAUCAUUUGUUUCCACCAAAAUAUUUCUAAUAAAGAGCUUUGUAGGCGCUUGCAGAACAGAUCGUGAUAACAGUUCAAAUUGGACGAGAUCGUUGCCAAAACAUCAGGCCUGUGAGGACGAUGUCGACCGACGAGGAGCGACAUUUGUAUUUCAAGCAGUACAGUGCCUUGUGGAAUACUUAA